Xiphophorus couchianus (Monterrey platyfish) is the source of this 3129-nucleotide messenger RNA. It is a transcript of the gene azin1b, whose product is annotated as antizyme inhibitor 1b. The record is from RefSeq and is a predicted model, not a curated record. Gene Ontology annotation, cellular component: cytoplasm. Gene Ontology annotation, molecular function: ornithine decarboxylase activity; ornithine decarboxylase activator activity. Gene Ontology annotation, biological process: positive regulation of polyamine transmembrane transport; negative regulation of protein catabolic process. NCBI's taxonomy places the organism in Eukaryota, Metazoa, Chordata, Actinopteri, Cyprinodontiformes, Poeciliidae. The transcript is spliced from 11 exons. Bases 435 to 1742 code for a protein of 435 amino acids.
CCCUGCUCUCUUCCAGUAGUUCUCCACCCACCAACCGCCAGAGAGGACGCAGCGAGUCAACGCGGGUUUCCGACCUAAACAUAUGGCAAAAAUAGCCUCCUUUCUUUCUUUUAACGUUGGGCCCACUACUCUUUAAAAAUUCCGCCGAAAAAGAGAAGACGAUUUUCCAAAACCUUUCGGCCGUUAUCUCACGGCUCCCCUGUCUCUGUACAGGUGUAUGAGCGCUACCCAGAGGGCCUAGGGGCGGCCCUUUACCGGGAGCACUUUGACUUCAACGCUGAGCCACCUUGGGAUCCUAGCUGAUAGCGGGACAGGUCCAUCUCCUGACUUGUCCAUUUUGUUGCAUACCGGCAGGACCCCAUUGGCUCAGUCGUGACCCCCGGACUCGUUUACUACUUUUUUUAUGAUCAUCGGCUUAUUGGAACACGGUUAAGAUGAAAGGAUUCCCUGACAAACCAAGCUACAUUAUUGAACUCCUGGAUGGAGGAGUUACUCUGGAAGACGUUAUUGAUGGACACAUCUGUGAACAGGAUAAGGUGGAGAAAAGUGCGUUUGUGGUGGGCGACCUCGGUGCCCUGAUGCGCCAGCAUACGUGCUGGCAGAGCAUGGUGCCGCAGGUGCAGCCUUACUACCCGGUUAAGUGCAACAGUAGCCCUGCAGUCAUUGAGGUGCUGGCGUCCUUGGGCCUGGGCUUUGUUUGUGCUAACAAGGCUGAGGUGAGCCUGGUUCUGGAACACGGCGUUCCCCCAGAAAACAUCAUUCUGUCGAGCGCUUUCAAGCAGCUGGCACACAUCAAGUAUGCCGCCAAGAACAGUGUACACCACCUCAUCUGUGAGAAUGAGGCGGAGCUCUCCAAGAUUGCUCGCCUGCACCCAGAGGCAAAGCUGCUGUUGCAGUUAACCACCGAGGCUCAUGCAGCAGAGACCAGCAUGCCCUUUGGUUUUUCACUGAAGAGCUGCAGACAUCUGCUGGAGAUGGCCAAGGAACGGGGGGUCCAGGUGGUGGGAGCGGCCUUCCACAUCCCCAGCUCCUGUCAGGACCCGCAGCAGGCCUACACCCGUGCUCUGUCAGACGCUCGCUGUGUAUUUGACAUGGGGCUGGAUCUGGGCUUUAACAUGCAGAUCCUGGAUAUCGGUGGUGGAUUUACUGGCUCUGAGUUUCAGCUCAAACAGGUUGAGUCUGCAGUGCGACCUCUCCUGGACGCCUACUUCCCCCAGCGAUCAGGUGUGCAGGUUCUGGCGCAGCCUGGCUGCUUCUAUGUGGCCUCUGCUUUCACCUUGGCCGUCAGUGUUAUUGGCAAACAGGUGGCGACUCGCCGCUGGGACAGCUUGUCUCAAGGUGAGAAGAAUGAGGACACAGAGUUCCUGUACUACAUGAACGAAGGUGUUUAUGGCUCAUUCAGCCACAAGCUACUGGGGAACAUCAUCACCACUCCAUUGGUGCACAAGCAUGCAUUGUGUGUUGAUGAAGCAGUGUAUCCCAGCAGUCUGUGGGGCCCGUCACUGGACCAGCUGGACCAGGUGGUGGAGCGCUGCCUUCUGCCAGAGCUCCUGGUGGGAGACUGGCUCCUCUUCUCCAACAUGGGCACCUGCGGUCUGGAGGAGUUCAGCUGUGUCUCCGCCUGCAGCCAGCUGCCUGUCUAUUACACCAUCUCCACCCCAGACUGGUAUGAAAUGCAGGAGGCGGGCGUGGCGCUGGAUAGUGCCAUGAAGAACUUCUCUGUGCUCCAGUACAGCAUGUAGCAGCACUCUGCCCCUGUCCCAUUGCACAGAUGUUCCUUCCUCUGCUUUCACCAUGUGAGAAGAGAGGUCGGCGUGGUAUUUCGGACAAGGGGCUAAAUGUGCUCAACAUUCCAGCCACCUUGGGGGGAAAAAAAAUGUGUCCUAUCAAUAAUUUCCUUCCAGAGUUUGACUUGUUUGUUUUUUGGUUGUUUUUUUUUUUCCUUUGCUUGAAGAAAUGGGAAACAGUUAGUUGUGCGAUGCCUCGAUUUAAUCCUAAAUUCACCUGGUUGAUAAUCGGAGUCCUGCUCCUCUCUGAAGGACUGAAUCUGUCGGCUAAAAGAGUGUUAGUCUAAGCUCAAAUGAUAUUAUGCAACAAAAUGGAUGACUCGUUGGAGAUGGGAGCCCAACAGGUUUGGGAAGGUUUAUUUUUGAAUCAAAGUCAGUUUACAAAUUGUAUAAUUUAAUCAGUUAAGUCAAAUUGUCUAUUAAUAAUCUGACAGUCUUGUAAACUCCAGCACAUUGUGUCUGUACAUGAUUUUUUUUUUUCUUCUUGGAUUCAGUACUUUGUGUCGAAUCUGUUUGUCGGACCCCUUUCUUUGUAUAGAAACGAUAAUUAUCUAACCUUUCGCUCAACUGCAGCUCACCUCAGUGUUUUAUUUAUUGGAAUCAAAUAUUACCAUGGCAUAUUUCAAACUCCAUCUUUGAAUGUGUUUAGUCCAGGUAAUAUGCUGUGGCCCGUCUAUCAGUGUUUUCCUGAUAACAUAUUUAUGUGGUGUUUAUUUAUUUACUUUUUUAAACGCUACAGGAUUAGAUGUGCUGUGACCUCAGUGGUUUCCCUUCAUUCAAAGGGAGCAGCAGAAUUUUUCUCAUUGCACAUCCUUUUGCUAAUGCAGAGAAACCACGCAGUAACACGUCUCCUUGUCUCUAACAGAGAAGGGGGUCAGUCUGGUUAAAGGUGCGCAAAUUUAUUUGGAUUAAAAGAACCUGAAGCAACCAGCUUUCAGAUCUACACAUUGGUGUUGUUCUUGGUCCUUCACAAAGGACGCCAAAAGCUAGCUAUUUUAGUCACAUAUGAUAUAAAAAACUCAUACCAAAAGUACAUAAAUGUCGAUCUUUAAAAUGAUAGGCAUUGAUAGUUAAACACAGGCCUCUGAUAAAUGACAUGUUCGAUCUUUCAUUGUGCCUCUUGAAAGACAUGAGGGGCACAACGCAGAGUCUCUUGUACAGCUUCAUGUUUGAUAACUUGAUAGGUAACGUGACUCAGCAAUUUAUAAGAAUCCUGCCCUUGUGUUUUACAAGUGACUAAUGUAUUAAUUGUCUAAGGCACUAAUGGACCAUAGCCUGUUUUGACUGUAAAUUGUGCUUGUUAAAGUGAUUAAUUUAAUACAUUUCUGACUGAAAACUCUUA